Molecule: messenger RNA, 642 nt
Organism: Knipowitschia caucasica
Lineage: Eukaryota; Metazoa; Chordata; Actinopteri; Gobiiformes; Gobiidae
Source: the annotation of a GenBank genome assembly
AUGAACUUUAUUGACAGUUUCACACUAUUAUUUUUGACGCUGUCAGUUAUCAAGAGUGCGCAUAUACCGAGGGAAGGAGAGAGAGGUCCGCAUGACGUGAUCCCUCUGAUGGAGGUGUACAACAAGAGUCUGUGUAAGCCUCGAGAGCUUCUGGUGGAGAUCAUACAGGAGUAUCCUCAGGACGUGGAGCAUAUCUUCAUUCCGUCUUGUGUGGUGCUGACGCGCUGCGCUGGAUGUUGCACUGAUGAGAUGUUGCAGUGUAUGCCAACGUCCAGUUACAAUGUAACUAUGGAGAUAAAAAGAAUAAAGCCGCAGAAACAACAGAAUGAUAUCUUCUUGAGCUUUACAGAACACAGCUCGUGUGAGUGUAGGUUAAAGAAAGAGGUGAAAGAGCAGAGAGAAAAAAAACCCCGGCAAGGCAAGGGCAAAGGCCUAAAGAGAAAGCGAAAGAAAAACAGAGACAAAACAAAACAUGAUGCUGUCUGUCAGCCUUGCUGCGAGAACUGUUCGGAAAGAAGAAGGAGGUUAUUCGUGCAGGACCCAGCCACAUGCCGCUGCUCCUGCAAACACUCAGACGCCCACUGCAAAGAGCGGCAGUUAGAGCUCAAUGAGCGAACGUGCAAAUGUGACAAGCCGAGAUGA